Molecule: messenger RNA, 548 nt
Organism: Lasiosphaeria miniovina
Lineage: Eukaryota; Fungi; Ascomycota; Sordariomycetes; Sordariales; Lasiosphaeriaceae
Exons: 2
Coding region: 1-531 (176 amino acids)
Source: RefSeq, a predicted model, not a curated record
AUGGAGUCCAAGUCUUGCUCCAACGAAACGGGGCCCCGCCUCUCCCGGCUACCUCGCGACGUCCGCGACGACAUCUACCGCCGAGUCCUCGUCGUGCCCCAUCCGCUCUACCUCUACACACAGGGCACCUCCCACAAACUAGCGCUGCUCUACACCAGCCGCGCGAUCCACGACCAAGCCGUCGAAACACUGUACGGGUCGCACCAGUUCGUGCUGGCCGACACGGCGCGCAGCGGCCAGGCCGCUCUCCUGCAGUCCUUCCUGCGCUUGAUCAGGCCCGCCAACGCGGCGUGUCUGCGCCACAUCUGCAUCAACUUCCCCGCCGUCGCCGUCGACGUCACAGGCGAGCAGCGAACGACGGGAGACAGGAUGGGGCCGAGUAUGCUCUGCGAGGACGAGUUGCGCGGGCUGAGGCUCAUCCGAGACAGGUGCCGCGGCUUGACAACGGUGGAGAUGUAUGUGCACAGUGAGAACUCGCGGGGUCUCGUCGCGGCGGCGGCGGGCCAGGAGGGGGGAUGUCGCGGCACGUAGAGCAGGUGUUGGCCGAG